Molecule: messenger RNA, 480 nt
Organism: Ascochyta rabiei
Lineage: Eukaryota; Fungi; Ascomycota; Dothideomycetes; Pleosporales; Didymellaceae
Exons: 3
Coding region: 1-480 (159 amino acids)
Source: RefSeq, a predicted model, not a curated record
AUGCGCAUGCACGUGCCAUGUUACAGGGCUCGUAGGGAUUUGAGAUAUAGUACCCUCUGCUCACGAACGACCAUAGGCACCGGUCUCGUAUUGACCCAGAUAGCAGUAAGCCCAGAUUCGUCUUUCUUCUCGUCUGAAGUAAGACGAGUGGCCGAACAUGUUUUUUUCAGUCGCCACGUCUGCAUACGACUGCCCUGUCAAGAUGCUUCCAAGACUUCAGCCGCCGCAAAAGCCGGAAGACUGCUGGGGCCGCGGCUGGUUGAACACCCAUUCAUGAUAAACAAUUUUGACACUAGCUACGAAAAUGAGAAACUCAGUCGCUCAGCGCCAACAUUGCCGACGAUCCCAGCAUCCACUCUGACAUUCGACUGUGCCUCCCUCAGGCAAAGCAAGAUUGUUCUUGGAAGUUGUUCGCCAGAUGGUACUUGUGCAUCCAAUCCUUAUAGUAAGCGUGCACGGGUUUGCAACAAUGUCUUUUGA